AUGGCUGUCCACUGCGAUUCUCUUGUGUCCGUAGACGUAGCCAAGGUCAAACUCUGCCCGCAGGUGGUAUUUGCCUGCGGCUUUGACGGCUGCUUGCAAGUGUUUGAGGCCCCGGAGUACACCAACGCCAGCCCGACCUUCAAAAAAUACGUCCGUCAUGUGGCCGAGCACUUUGAGCAAGGCGCCAGUCGUGGCGGAUGGUCGUACUCUACAAGGAUGGGCAAUCUGCUCCGUCAGAGCCAGGUGCAGCUCACCUGGAACGAGUGGACACAGAGCGAAGCAUUAAGAACAUCUCUCAAGUGGACCCCUCAGACGUCCAACAUCUUGCGGAAGAGAUUAGAAUGCCGGCACAUUGGCGACAUUAAGCUGCUCGUUCAGUACGCCUUUCUUCUAGGCACUGAUCCCGACAGCAUCAGCAGAUUUCGCGAGGACUUCGUCACACCCGUCGCCAACCACAUCCGCAGCCUCUCGAGCAAUGCCAACACAAGCGCAGUCGGGAUGGCCUCCUCAUCCCCAUCAACAAGCGUACUAUGA
Colletotrichum siamense is the source of this 534-nucleotide messenger RNA. RefSeq lists its product as uncharacterized. NCBI's taxonomy places the organism in Eukaryota, Fungi, Ascomycota, Sordariomycetes, Glomerellales, Glomerellaceae. The transcript has 3 exons. The coding region runs from base 1 to 534 and encodes 177 amino acids. The record is from RefSeq and is a predicted model, not a curated record.